CUUUCAGUAGUGCAGCCCGUUCCGGCCCAACAUCAACAACGGUCUUCUCCACCGGUACCGAUUCCCCCAUUCCCCGUUCCCCCUCCUCCGACCGGAAUCGCCGCCGCGUCCCCGUCGACCAUCGCCUCGGCCGCUGCAGAUUAACCUGACCUGGCGCCAUGGACGAGACGGAGAGUUCCAAGCAGAAGAAGUUGAGGACAGGCGACCACCCUCCGACGAAUCCGGCGGCCACCCUCCUCACCGACGACCUCGUCGUGGAGAUCCUCUCCCGCCUCCCCGCCAAGUCCCUCCACCGCUUCAAGUGCGUCUCCCCGUCCUGGCGGGACCUCAUCGCCCACCCCGCCCACCGCAAGAAGCUUCCCCAAACCCUCGCCGGCUUCCUCUACGGGACCGACGACAGCCACUUCGCCAACGUCUCCGGCGGCCCAGCCCCGCUCAACGCGUCCGUCCCUGUCCUGCUCGACAAGUACUUGCACGUACAAUAGCUGGACACCUGCAACGGCCUCCUCUUCUGCCUCUGCUACAGCGAACCUCCUCCUACUUCUUCCACGACUGAGUUUGAUUCACAUUACAUCGUCUGCAAUCCCGCUACGGAGAGGUGGGUCGAGCUGCCCCCUCAC
This is a messenger RNA of Brachypodium distachyon (stiff brome), 620 nucleotides long. Its product is annotated as F-box only protein 8-like. NCBI's taxonomy places the organism in Eukaryota, Viridiplantae, Streptophyta, Magnoliopsida, Poales, Poaceae. The transcript is spliced from 2 exons. The coding region runs from base 159 to 485 and encodes 108 amino acids. The record is from RefSeq and is a predicted model, not a curated record. Gene Ontology annotation, molecular function: protein binding.